Sphaerulina musiva SO2202 is the source of this 1284-nucleotide messenger RNA. Its product is annotated as Indoleamine 2,3-dioxygenase. Bases 1 to 1284 code for a protein of 427 amino acids. NCBI's taxonomy places the organism in Eukaryota, Fungi, Ascomycota, Dothideomycetes, Mycosphaerellales, Mycosphaerellaceae. The transcript is spliced from 2 exons. Gene Ontology annotation, biological process: 'de novo' NAD+ biosynthetic process from L-tryptophan. The record is from RefSeq and is a predicted model, not a curated record. Gene Ontology annotation, cellular component: cytoplasm. Gene Ontology annotation, molecular function: heme binding; indoleamine 2,3-dioxygenase activity; metal ion binding.
AUGUCCCCCUCUCGAGUCCCCCUCCUCCCCUCCCUGGCCGCCCUGGCUUCGUACAACAUUUCCUCCAACGGCUUCCUCCCAGAAACGACACCUCUCAGCCAUCUUCCGCACAAGUACUACGAACCAUGGGAAAUUCUCAUCUCACAAAUUUCGAGCUUGAUUGCAGAGCAGAAAAUCCGCCAAGUGGUCAACGACAGCACUCCGAUUCUCUCGACGGAACAUCUCGCGUCGGAAGCGGAAUGGCAGCGAGCGUAUUCGUUGCUGGCGGUCGUGGCGCAGGCGUACAUUUGGGCGGGACCGGAGCCGGAGGAGCGUCUCCCACCACAGAUUUCGAUCCCAUUUCUCGCGACAGCAGAACAUCUACAAGUCCCACCCAUCGCGACCUACGCGGCGCUGAACCUCUGGAAUUGGCGACCAUUGAACGAAUGUAGUGGGCGAGCCAUCGAUCUCACGGAACCGAGUAAUCUGAUCGCGCUGCAUACCGCAACGGGGACAGAUGAUGAAUCGUGGUUUCUCAUCAUCUCGAAUGCCAUGGAAGCGCGCGCAGGACCACUCAUUCACGCCAUGCUGGCAGCCAUGGAAGCGGUCGAGCGCAAGGAUAAUGCGACCAUUGUGGAAAGUUUGACGUACUUCAAACAGAGUAUGACUGAUAUCGGCAAACUGCUUGAGCGGAUGGAUGAUCGAUGUCAUCCACAGGUCUUCUACCAUCACAUUCGUCCCUUUCUGGCGGGGAGCAUGAAUAUGGAAACGGCCGGUCUGCCCAAUGGGGUCUUCUAUGAUGAAGGCGAAGGGAAAGGAUCGUGGAGAAAGUACCGCGGGGGAAGCAAUGGACAGAGCUCCCUGCUCCAGUUCUUCGAUGCGGUACUGCAGAUCAACCACGACCGAUGUAACGGCUUCCAUGACGAGAUGCGACAAUACAUGCCGGGUCCCCAUGCGCGCUUUCUGGACGAUAUCGAGAGCAUUGCCAACAUCCGCGACUAUGUCAACGGGCUGGAUGAGUCGCGAGGAAACAGUGAUUUGAUCCGUGCAUACAAUGAAGCAGUCUCGAGUCUGAGCGAGUUUCGCAACACACACAUUGCCUUGGUGACCAGAUACAUCAUCAUACCAAGUCGUCAGCCGAAGCCAGAAGGCUGCAUUAUCCGACGAGACAUCGCUUCGACAUCAACGACCCUGGCAUCUGCAGAGCCGAUGACGAAAGAUUUGGUGGGUACAGGUGGGACAAAGCUGAUCCCGUUCUUGAGGACUUCGAGGGACGAGACCAGAGAGGCUACAGUCGCUAGGUGA